UCACUGCAGCCAGCAAUGUUGUUUCUAAGUACCAAAGGCAAGAGCAGGGUGCUGGGGAUUUAGAACAAUUGGCAUUGUUAAAGGUAACAGGGAGAGCUUUCAUUCAAAACAUACUACGAAUCCCACAGAUGCUGGUGUAACUCCCAGUGCUGGUAGUGGUAAAUGAUGUACAAAAGGAGAGAAUGCUGAGACACAACUACAUAGAGAAAAGGAACUUAAGAGGAAUUCCCUGACAGUGGAGCACAGCUGAUUUUACAAAGAGAGCAGAUGAAAAUUGUUUGAAAAGAGGUUUCAGCAUGAAUUGCUCCACUUUCCUCUCCCUUGCGCUGGCACUGGUUCAACUUCGACCUUGUUCUCCAACCACACAGAGCUACAGUGCUCAAAACGCAGAUCAGUCUUUCACAGCAAUUCGAAGAGUGAAGCGUGGCUGGGUAUGGGAGCCACUUUUUGUAACUGAGGAAGAGACCUCAACGAUGCCUAUGUAUGUUGGACAGCUGAAAUCAGAUUUAGACAAGGAGGAUGGCAGCCUACAAUAUAUUUUGACUGGGGAGGGAGCUGGCAGCAUUUUUUUCAUCAAUGAACAUGGCAAAAUUUACGUGAGGCAAAGGCUGGAUAGAGAAAAGAAAUCCUUCUACAUUCUAAGAGCACAAGUAAUCAAUAGGAACACUCGUCUUCCUAUUGAACCCGAUUCUGAAUUUAUUAUCAAAGUUCGAGAUAUCAAUGAUCAUGAACCACAAUUCUUAAAUGGACCUUAUGUGGCUACUGUUCCAGAGAUGUCACCUGAAGGUACUUCUGUUACACAGGUAACUGCUACAGAUGGUGAUGAUCCUUCUUAUGGGAAUAAUGCCCGGUUGCUUUACAGUCUCAUUCAGGGUCAGCCUUAUUUCUCUGUGGAGCCAACGACAGGAGUCAUCAGAAUGGCUUCCCAAAUGGACAGAGAAACGAAAGAUCAAUAUUUGGUUGUCAUCCAAGCCAAAGAUAUGGUUGGAAAAGCAGGAGCAUUUUCAGCAACGGCCACUGUUACCAUUAACCUCUCUGAUGUCAAUGACAAUCCACCUAAAUUUUGGCAGAGACUCUACUAUUUGAAUGUCUCUGAGGAAGCUCCUGUGGGCACUACUGUAGGCAGACUCCUGGCAGAAGACAGCGAUAUAGGGGAGAAUGCAGCCAUGAACUAUUUCAUUGAAGGAGACAGUUCAGAUGUUUUUGACAUCAUUACUGACAGUGAGACUCAGGAAGGAAUUAUCUUACUAAAAAAGGGAGUGGAUUAUGAGAGCAAGAGGAAACACAGUGUUAUAGUAAAAGUUGUAAACAGGUACAUUGAUGAUCGUUUCCUGAAAGAAGGACCAUUUGAAGAUACAACUAUUGUACAAAUCAGUGUGAUAGAUGCUGAUGAACCUCCAGUUUUCACCUUGGAGAGCUAUGUGAUGGAGAUUGCUGAAGGAGUUGUAAGUGGGUCAUUGGUAGGAACUGUAUCCGCAGGAGAUCCGGACAGUGAUGACAGCCCAGUCAGGUAUUCUGUUGUCCAAGGCAUGCAUUUAAAGAGAUUGUUCAGCAUCAAUGAACACAAUGGAACAAUCAUUACAACUGAACCUCUGGACCGAGAGAAAGCUUCUUGGCACAACAUAACUGUUACAGCCACAGAAACUAGAAAUCCUGAAAAAAUUUCAGAAGCAAAUGUAUAUAUCCAAGUUCUUGAUGUUAAUGACCAUGCACCAGAAUUCCCUAAGUAUUAUGAAACAUUUGUUUGUGAGAAUGCAGUAUCUGGCCAGCUAAUUCAGAGCAUCAGUGCAGUGGAUAAAGAUGAUUCAGCAGAAAGUCACCAUUUUUACUUCUCAUUGGCUCAGGACGCCACAAACAACUCACGUUUUACUGUCAAAGAUAAUCAAGAUAACACAGCUGGAAUUUUCACAGCAGUAAGUGGCUUCAGUAGACAAGAGCAGUUUUAUUUCUUCUUGCCGAUCUCAAUUCUGGAUAAUGGAUCCCCACCACUUACGAGCACAAAUACACUCACUGUCACUGUCUGUGACUGUGACACUGAAGUGAGCACCUUAUACUGUCGAUAUGGAGCUUUCAUGUAUUCCAUGGGUCUCAGCACAGAGGCUUUAGUUGCUGUUUUGGCUUGCUUACUAAUACUCUUGGUGUUCUUUUUGGCGAUUAUAGGCAUAAGACAGCAGAGGAAGAAGACUCUCUUUUCAGAGAAAGUGGAAGAAUUCAGAGAGAACAUUGUCAGGUAUGAUGAUGAAGGAGGUGGUGAGGAGGACACAGAAGCUUUUGAUAUUUCAGCACUGAGGACACGCACUGUCUUGAGAACACACAAACCUCGAAAGAAAAUCACCACAGAAAUCCACAGCCUCUACAGACAGUCCCUGCAAGUUGGUCCUGACAGUGCCAUCUUCAGGCAGUUCAUUUCAGAAAAGCUUGAAGAAGCCAAUACAGACCCUAGUGCUCCUCCAUAUGACUCACUUCAGACAUAUGCAUUUGAGGGCACUGGCUCUUUGGCAGGAUCUCUCAGCUCCUUAGGCUCAAACACAUCGGAUGUGGAUCAAAAUUAUGACUAUCUUGUAGGCUGGGGACCUCACUUUAAACAGCUCGCAGGCAUGUAUGCUUCCCAAAGGAGUACUAGAGAUUAGUUACUGUUUGAUCAUUUGUUUUUUCCAUAAAUUCUCAGCAACUGAAAUCAACUCAGUUUUUAAAAAGGAGAUCAUCCCACAUUCAAGUACAAAAAUAAAGACCUAAGUCUUGGAUGUAGAGAUUUUCUGAAAAAUUGUACCAGGCCUAUCAUGAGUUGAGAGGAUGGGCACUCUCCAUUUGAAAAAAACAGGAAACUAAGAUUUUGCUGCUUUGGAUAUCAGGACCCCAUUCUGGGACAAGAAAACCUGGGUCUUACAAGUGCAGAAGGAGGAAUAUAAGCCAUAAAUGGUUAUUGUAAAUAUUGUCAUCCACAAGCUAUUUCCAAAGUUAAGACAGACUUUUGCUGUUGCAGUUGAAUAUAUUCAUUAACCAAAGUUAAAUAUGCAUAUUUGUAUAAUGCUUCAUUAUAUAAAUAUACUUGUGUGACAAAGUAGACUGUAGAUAUUCUAAUACAAUUGUCAGAAGCACUUAAUAAUCUAUUUAUUGCUCGUAAGAUGAUAAAGCUAAAACAAAUCUCCUUUCCUAUAAUGUAAAAAUAAAUACCUGUUACAACAUCAGCAUAUUAAUUUCUAUAACGGAAACUAUUGGGAAAUACAUAAACCCAAUACUUAUUUUAGGAAAUAAGGUAGGAAAAAAAAAAAAGAAAUUAAUUCAAGUUAGAAUCAAUACUCAAAUACUGCAAUUGACCGCAUUAUAUUACUGUACUUGUAACAAAAUAUUAUCCAAACAUAAGUAUCUGUCUUUUUAUUAAGAGUUUAAAAGAUGACUGAUUUACCAGGAUAGAUUUUUAUGUUAUGAUUAUGGAAUAUAAAAUUAUCUAAAGUAAUCGAUUUUACUAUAACAGUAUUAAGGACCUUUAAGAUUCUAAGCUGACAGUUAUAAAACUUGAUGUAUAACAUUGGAUAAUAAGAUAGCAGAAUGUUUUAAUGUUAAUCCACUUCUUCUGAAAAUGAUCCUGUAUCAUUCUAUUGGACUCAAAUCAAACUUCAAAAUUAAUUUCCCACUGUUUUAUUUACAAAUAAUCUACAAUGAAUACAAAGAUCUCUCAGAUGAUUUCUAUGCUCUUAUGUACAUAGCUACUCAGCAGCAGUUUUGGAUCUAAUAGUCAUCAAAUAAUCAAAUAUAUUCAAAAUGAUCUGUCUGGAAAAAGGGACCCACUUGUUUUUUAUUUGUCUCUCUUCCAUCAGCUACAGAUUACAAAUAUUUAAACAAUGUUUUUCUUCUGUUACUUUUUUUUAAGCUCUUCAGUAAAAAUUACUGAUGAACUAGAAAAAGCCAUGAAAAGCUUAUGAAAAAAAAAAAAAACAUGCACAUAACGUAUAAUCUCUGCGGGAUUUGCUACAAUUUCUAUUCACCAAGGAAAAACAAGAGAUACAGGUUAAGUGGAAAUGUGCCAGUGUAGAGUUCUAAUUAAUGUCAGAUAAAAAUAAAACAUGGAGGAGUUUGGAAAUCAGGAGAGAGAUGCAGUAUGAAGUCUGGGAAGGGCAGAAGAAACUAUUAAUGAUUUUAAUUACUGGAAAAUGCUGGAGGAUCAUAAAACUAGGUCCAGAUAAACAGCAUCAUAAGGAAAAUCUGUUUUUCUCCACGAUCAUGCUAGGCCACCAGUAUGAAUGAGUGACUACAAACACUUUAAAGAAAUGCAUGACUAUAAAGUUAUAUUGAUGACUCAAAUACUUGUGUUCAGUGACUAUCAAGUAGAUGCAGUUUUGAGUUUUUUUGUGGUUUUUUUUUUGGAUAAUAUUGUGCUUAUUAAUUAUUUGCUCCAAGUAGCAAAGAGAAAGAGAGUGCCCUUAUUGUUUGGAGAUGGUAAGAAAUGCAGUUUUAGUAUUAGGUUUUUAGAUUUACCUAGAUUUUACUCCAGAAGAGUCCACAGAUGGCCACUGUGGCCUUAAUAGAAUUCCUCAUACUUUCAUGUUGUAUUUAGUACAAAUAGGAUAAAAAUGUCUGAUCCUUUCUCAAUCCAGAUAGUUUCUGUGUUUAUAUGGGGAAGUAGCUUUGAAUACCUAAUCAUGUUUCCUCUGACAUUAUGAUUUCCUCUGUUGACUUUAAGGAACUGUAAUGAUAAACAAUUUUAUAAACAAUGUAUACUGUUGUCAUAUCCAGCAACUUCUACAUGAAAGAUAACAAUGACCUGCAAUAGGUCUUAAAUGAUCAUUACCUAAAAAGCCCUAAGAUCACAUUCAUACAGCAGGGACACAAGUGUGUUUAGCUCUGAAGUAAGAAAAUAUUCUUAUAUGUUACUGGGCCACAUUCUCUUAGGUUCCUGAUAUUCUAAGUCAAAUCUUUUGAUUUAUUUUCACAUGUGAGAAAAGAAUUAUUGAGCUGACCAUGUAAAUCAUAUUUCAUUUGAUAUUUUGUACUUAAUUUAGCUGAAAAAAAUCUGCAGAAAAGUUUUAUAAAAAUUCUGUUUACUUAAAGGAAAUAAAAAUUCAGAGGAAAUCAAACUACUUGAGAGAGAUCCCAGCAAUUAAUAGUAUGAAAUUAAUAAAGAAUAAGUUAUAAGAUAGAGUAUUUGAUGAAGUCUAUUAAACGAUGUAAUGGUGUUCCUAAGGGAAUCCUCCAUUGCCUUUACCUUUUAAAAUUCACCAGUAACUAAAAUUAGCCACGCUAUCAGAUGAAGAGUGAAAAUGUGGUAACAAAAGAUAUAUGUAUAUUCAGCUGCUCUUGACCUUCCUGAGUGAAUAUAAAGAAUUGUUAUCAAUUGGUCAAGGGAGGAGAUCAUACAAAAUGCUUUUCUAUAUGAUUACUCUGGAGAGAUUUUUUUUUUGCUUUUUUUUUUUGGUCCAUAACAGGUUAAGAACUGGUGAAAUACAUGACAAAACAUAAGCUUCCUUUUUUCAGUUCUCACUCAUAGGAAUUUAAUGCUGUGUUAUUGGUUUUAUGAUUUAAAGGAAAUGAAAUCUAUGCAUGUUUUAAUAAAUAAUGAUCAUCUGUUUGAAGAUAAAAACAAACAAACAAACAAAAUCACUUUAUAGUAGAUUGUAGUUUCGUACUCAUUAUUGUGACCAGAAAAGGGGAGGUUUAUUUAUUGGUUCAUCCAAAAUAAAAUUUCUUCAUCUAAUUUUAAUUUUGUAUAUCAGGAUGCAGGGCUUUUUCAUUAUAACAUUGAAGCUCUCCUGCUUGCCACACAAGAUAAUCUCAGUCUUUAGUUCUCAUAAUUUUUUUACAGUCUUUUCUCACAGAUACUGUCAUUACAUUUCUUGCUUUGCUUUUAGAAUUAACAUUGGAAAUGUGGUUAACACUCAUUCUUAACUGUAGGGGGUAACCCUGUCAGAUGAGAGUAAAAUAUUUUUGACAAGACAGUGUGAAUUUUAUGUUUAAAGUCAGAUAUAAUGUAUGCUCUCAGGAGCAGAAAUUGAAGGAAAUUAUGUGAUUUCACGUACUGGCAAAGGAUAUAUUUACCCUUGAUCCAGAAUAUAAACAAACAUAAAAGAAAUUAUAUGAAAAAUGGCAGUAGCUACUUAUAAAGGUCUAUCUACCAGAAAUUUAUAAAGUAAAAUAAGAUGGAUAAAUAUUUUGUAAAAAAUUGAUGCAUUUUGUAACAGUAGUUUUAUCCUUUAUAAAAAAAAAAUAACAUCUUCCUAUAUGUGUCUAAAUUAGCCCUAUGUCUCAUAUAGAGAGUCCAAAGAACAGUAAGCUAUAGAUAGGAAACAAUAUACAGACUUAGGUAAGUAUGAAACGCUUUACCCACAGCAAAUUAAUUAUAGCAAUAGGUAAAAAUAUGUGUAAGACACAAUAAAUGGCAGCUAUAUAGAGAGCACUAAAAGCAAAUGUAAAUAAAUAUAGUUGGAAACCAGCACAACAUCACAAAUCUCUCCAAUAGCAGAGACCAGAACAGGGUAUCAAUGUCUAAUAAUGCCCGGACAGAUUAAUUGUUAUUUAGAAGGUGCUUUAAUAAUAUUAAAGUUUACGAUUUGAAUAGCAUUCCAUAUGUGGGGAUUCAAAUACCACUGGUUUAUAGAGAAACAAUAAUAUUUACGUACAUAUACCUGUCUGAAAGAAUAUGGCAAGUUAUUAGAUUAAAACAUAAAAGUAUGUAAAUCUGUGCACAGAUAAAUAAUGUACCUCUUCUGACAUUGUUAUGAGUAAAUUCAUUUCUGCCGUUACAAAUUGCACAGAAAAAUAUUAAUUUCACAAAGGAUGUCUUUAACAGUUUUGGUAGCCUAAGAGCUGCAAUAAGAUCUUCUUGUACUGAUUCCGUAUGUUAGCCUUACAAAUGUGAUAAAAAGAAACACAUAUAUACUGAGGAUACAUGAGGUAAAGGAAAGAACUAGAUGGCCUUGAAAAAUGAAGAAUAGAAAAUAGAUACAAUUAAAUGGCACAAAAUACAAGAUCAUCCAUUCUAGUAAUAGCUAUUAAAAAAUAUCAGCUUUUAUACUGGGCAUUUAUCCAGGGUAAUUAAGCAAGACAAAGGAUAUCUUAGCUCUUAAACUUACUAUGAACAGCUGAAAAUAUGCAAGCCAAAAAAUUAUAUAUAAACUGAAGCUGUAUUAAAAAUAAAAUAGGCAAAAUAAAGUGCAGACCAUGAAAUGAAAUUGAGAUUGAUUAUCUAAAGUUUUAAUUACUUUACAUUUCAUUCUUUUCUUUGUUCAGACUGACCAAUCACACUAAUCACACUAAUAUUGUUUCUGACAGUCACAUGCACACUUAAACACAAAACCAAAGUUCUAAUAUUAGUAAUUGUUAGAGAGUUUUCAGAGGAUAAAAUAAAUAUUUCUUCUGUACUUACAAACUCUUUGGCAAAGCCCAGAAAAAGUAGGAAAAAAAAAAAGAUAAAAGAUGUUAUCCCUAAACAUCUUUUAUAUUCUAUAUCAGUAUGCACACAUUUCAUUAUGCAUGUGAACCUUGUUUUAUUUGCUACAAAUGACACUUUAUUUACAAAUAAAGUUCAAGAUAUUAUUUCAAAUGACUUGAAUUUUAUGUUAAUCAAUGACAAUUUUAUGUGAAUCAUUGUUACUGCAACUUAGCUGAUACUUCAUUGAGUUCCUCUCAAAACAUCCUGUCCUCACAAAAAUCUUAUCCAAUGCCACCAUGACUGAAUAUAAAAACAUCCUAGUUAGCUUCUGAAAAUGCAUUUAAUCUCUCCUAUCCUUAACCGUCUAAAAAUUGCUGCAAGUUAUCCAAUGCCCCAAAAAUGACUGCUCACAAUCUCUGUCUGGAAGUGCCAGUCUCGUGAUAUUGAAUGGUUUUGACUACAGCAGAAACUACAAAAAACUGAGACUCAAAGUCUUCAUUUUAAAGGAUUUAAGAUUAAUAUUUUCUUUCCUAUCCUGUAUUCCCAUUUUUCUGUGAAACCAGUAUUCCUAUCCUGUCAACAUCUCAGAAGUUUGGGAUAGGCUGGAUAUGCUCCAGGACUGCAAAAUGAUUGCAGCAUCCUUCCUUAUGGGAACAGGUUACACAUAGUAAACUUUGCACACUGAAGAACUCCUGUGAACACAUCUCCAUCAUGUCACCAAGGACCUUAAUCCAUGAUAAAUCACUCAUAAAGCUUUGUCUGCUUUCCCCAGUCUGAUGGGUGUAUAAGGAUCUUGCUUUGUCUUCUUGCCUUUCUCUAUGGCUGGGAUUAUUUUUAGCAACCCAGUAAAUAUUUUUCUUUGACAAUACUGCCUGUCAGUCUUAAAUAAUUAAUAUUACUUUAUAGUAUUCUCUUAAGAGCUAAAUAUUUCCAAGUCAGCUCCUGGUGGAGAUAGCUAUUUCGCAAUCACAUCUUUCAGGAAAUGCAGAGAAUGAGAAAAGAAUUCAAGGCCAAAAGAGGUCAAGUGAUUUGUGUACCUGGUCAUCUCCCAAGGCAGAAACAAGUUGUAAAUUCUGAAAUAUUCAGCCCACUGCCCCAAUCUCUGGACUACAUGUAUUAAGGUUUUGCGUUUUUUUUUUCUUUUUUGCAGUUCUACUUGUU
Messenger RNA from Numida meleagris (helmeted guineafowl), 8527 nucleotides. It is a transcript of the gene CDH19, whose product is annotated as cadherin 19. The coding region runs from base 297 to 2630 and encodes 777 amino acids. Gene Ontology annotation, molecular function: calcium ion binding; cadherin binding. Gene Ontology annotation, biological process: cell-cell junction assembly; adherens junction organization; calcium-dependent cell-cell adhesion. Gene Ontology annotation, cellular component: plasma membrane; catenin complex; adherens junction. The record is from RefSeq and is a predicted model, not a curated record. NCBI's taxonomy places the organism in Eukaryota, Metazoa, Chordata, Aves, Galliformes, Numididae. The transcript is spliced from 12 exons.